AUGCAUGCCAUUCAGCAGAAAUGCCGUCCCAAACACCAGGUCUUGGUCCUGAAGUGUUAUCCUCGAACCACCAAGGGCGCUGUCGAUGUCAAGCCCAACUCAAGCGAGCUCAGCUACCUCCUGUUCUAUGCCACGUCGCGACGAUCCAAGAUACAAAAGGUCGGCCAGUUCCUCGAAAAGAAGACCGCUAGCGAUGUCUGGAGGGUGCGCAUCGGUAACGUCCAGGUCACACUGCAGAUACUGGCUGCCUUGAUCGAGAAAUCUCCGAAAGACCUCCCCUUAUUCGCGCAAAAUGUUCUCAAAAUCCUGGGCCAAGUCCUGCACUCCGACGACAUCUCCAUGGUCGAGGCCUCUCUGCCCACCUUCGAAACCUUUUGCGAACACCACGAUGUCUCCUCGCUCUUCGCCGACCAGGUCUACCUGCGUCAGUACGAAGAAGUAGUACGUGCCUACGCUACCUUUGCCUCCACUCGCAAGACCCCCGGAAAGGGCACCCCAAGCAAGCCUGUCGUCCUCCGCUGGAGGAAUGCAGGCCUGCAAGCCAUAAGAAGCAUCGCCCAGUCCGAUGCCUUGUCCUCGGUAGCCGGACGUCAGCUCGAUGUUAUCGUACCUAUGAUAUUGGAGAAUCUAUGGACCGAAGAUUCGCACUCCCUCCAGGUCCUGCUGCAACGUGCCCAUAUGGAGGAAAAGGUUGACUCCAAUGCGCUAUCGCGUCGUAGGACGAGCGUAUCGACGGUCGAAACAGGAGACCCGAACCCCAUCGCCAUCUCUGGGUCUUCGGUAGACAUGGACAAAAUGGCCGAGGAGAAUAUUGGCGUGGUGGCCUUGCAAUGCCUUAAACAAAUCUUCGUCAUACCCAACAGAGCCCAGUUGCACGGAGCGACCAUGGCCCUGUUGAAGUUCAUCGAGGAGAGGAUACAGCAGCAAGAGGUAGUAAUGAAGCCUCGAAGCGACAAGGGUCGUGACGGUGGUUGGGCCAUCAAGAUAUUCGAGCUCAUCGCGACAUGGGCCCCAGUCCAGGAUCGCUAUGUCAUAAUGAUCACGGCUACUGACACGCUGUUCCGAACGCCACCAACGAACGAGAAUAUCCCCGAGCAGAUCGUGCUAACCGCAAUCAUUGGAUUUCUGCUACGCUCCGCCAUCAACCUGAUUGGCCUGAGUGUUAUGGAUGUCCUCCUUGGUUUGAUUCAGCACAUGCAACGGGUGUUGAAAUGCGCGGCCGGCUCAGGCCAGGGCGGCUUGUCCGCGUCGAUGGAGGAGAAAGCAUCAACACCAGACAAUACCCAACAGAUGACGACUGAGCAGCAGGAGCUGCUGGACCGCCUUCAAAAGUGCAUGGGAGAUCUGGCUACCCAUAUCUACUAUGCCGAUCAGAUAUCCGAUAUGAUUUCAGCCAUCUUGCUACGGCUGAAGCCUCACUCAAGUGCAGCAAACUCGACGCCUCCUACCGAAAAGGCCAACAACCAUGCUGUUCCUACAGCAUCAGCAGGGAACAUCUCAGAAGAACAACGUAGUCUUGAUACCUUUUUCGCCCUAGACUCGGCCAAGUUGACGGCACUCAAGGCCGUUAAAUCGAUACUCCUCGUUGCCAACCCCAAGACGAAGAUUAGUGGUAACGUCAGCCUUACGAGAAACAAAGUCCCCAUACAGGUCUGGGAGGGAACCCAUUGGCUCCUACGAGACCCCGAUGGGUACGUUCGGAAGGCAUAUGCUGAUGCCGUCAUUACCUGGCUUGAUCGAGAGACCACCAGAGCUGAUCUGAGAGCCCGAGACGAAACGAACCAGAAAUCAUCACGCAUCGGCAACAGGGAACCAUCGGCGAGUGUGGCCCGUCGAGCUGUGUCAAGUGCCUCUCAGAGGCCCGUCAAACACGUCCGGUCUCACUUCCUGCAGCUACUUCACUUGACUAUAUACGACAGUGCGCUGCAAUUCCUCGAAUACGAUGCAGAUAUACUGCUGCUUCAUGUUCUCCUAGCGAAACUUGUGAGCAAACUAGGGGUCAAUGCUGCCAGAUAUGGCAUUCCAAUGGUGUUCAGGCUUCAAGAAGACAUCCAGGAAGUAGAAACGCCGCUCUCGAAAGUACGCCUAGGCUGCCUUUGCCACGGCUACUUUUGGGUCUUGUGCGAGCAUUUCGACUUCGAGACAUCCGUAGCCGGACGGGCGAUUCACAACGAGAUCUCUCGGAGACGGAGCAAGCACUUUUGGGUCGAAGGCGUCCACGUUCCACCGCCAGCAUUGGAUCUUAUCGGCACUCCCGGCAAGGUGAGAUUGCAAACAAAGAUAUCGAGUCAUGAGGUUGAGUCCGAAGCUCUUCUUCCUUUCGAUGAUCGUCAGAUAAUGGUCGAUUGCAUAUCCACCAGUUAUCAAGAGGGUGCCACGUCUCCGUCCGUGAGCCCGGCCGCAUCACCUGGUCGUGGAAUGUCGCACCCGAUCCUCAGUUAUCCUAUGAGCACCGUGCCGCCAGCUGACGCUAGCCAAGAGCUGCCAGUCAAGUAUAAGGAGGAAAUGCUGGUAGACUGGACCCAAGAGGCUGCCGUCAUGGCGUUGCAAGCAGGUAGCAAGUCAGCAUCUCUCAACGGAUCCAAGACUGGGACGAACACCACUAAGGGUAAUCGUCUCACCGUCAAUGGAGCAUUCGCAAACGGUCAUAGCCAGAGCCGACCUGGUUCAGCAUAUGCGGGCCAUAACAACCUGCGGCCCGGGUCACACGCUGGCCCCGUUGCUGCGCUGCGCAAUUCGAGUAUACAAAGCCGCGGAUCGGGUAGGAGUGGCUCUAGUCGAGGCUUCGUCGCAUCCGUUGACCAGCUCAAGUCGGUCCUUACUGGUGAUCCAAUUCGACCUCCGACCUUUCGUACACUACGGGAAGACGACGAUAGCAGCGAGAGUAUGGCUAGCUACGAAUACACGCCGUCGGAGCUCUCUUUCAAUCCACAAGCUGCUGAAGGCGAAGCAAGCCUGACACAAACAAGAUCGAAGUCCCGCGAGCGACGGCCGUCUGGGGAGUCAGGGGGCCCUUUGACGUCACACCCUACUGAGGAUGAAGAAGAGAGAGAACAGAUCCCGCCAGUGCCACCACUCCCUGCGUCGAUGGUUGGGAAAUCCCCUACUCCCGUCAUUACUCACGAUCAUGCCAUCAAGAGUUCGAAACGGAUUAUCAGGAGUCGUGGGGGUGACAGCAUCCUCUCGAGCGGUGUUACAGACUCGGGUGGAUCCGGCAACAUGGAUUUGCAGUCGAUGCUGAAGAGAAUCGACACCAAGUCCAGACACAGCGCCAGUGGCAAUCUUACCCGGCCUCCUUACUGA
This is a messenger RNA of Anthostomella pinea, 3303 nucleotides long. NCBI's taxonomy places the organism in Eukaryota, Fungi, Ascomycota, Sordariomycetes, Xylariales, Xylariaceae. The record is from the annotation of a GenBank genome assembly.